Messenger RNA from Benincasa hispida (wax gourd), 1599 nucleotides. RefSeq names its product SNF1-related protein kinase regulatory subunit gamma 1 (gene KING1). NCBI's taxonomy places the organism in Eukaryota, Viridiplantae, Streptophyta, Magnoliopsida, Cucurbitales, Cucurbitaceae. The record is from RefSeq and is a predicted model, not a curated record.
UGAUUCAUCAACCAAAAUUUCGGAAAAAUUGUUCGUAAUAACAGAGUUGCCUUAGAAAAAGCGAAGAAAAGGAAAAGUCUAUCAUUUGAGAGAGAAAGGGAAAGGAAAAAAGAAGAGGAAAAUGGUAAUGGCAGCGACAGAGGAGAGUCCGAGAAGCCCAGAGGCGAAGGUGGGGAUGCAAGUAGAAGAUUUAUGGGACAUUCAAGAACCGCAGCUCAGUCCUACUGAAAAGCUUAAUGCUUGCUUUGAAAGCAUCCCUGUUUCCGCCUUUCCUCCUGCCCCUUCUCAUCAAGGAAUUGAGAUAAAAUCGGACUGCAGUUUAGCUGACGCGGUUCAAAUUUUGGCUGAACAUAAGAUCCUCAGUGCGCCUGUGGUGGACGUUGAUGCACCUGAUCAUGCGAGUUGGAUUGAUAGAUACAUUGGUAUUGUUGAGUUUGCUGGAAUUGUUGUUUGGAUUCUUCAUCAGUCGGAACCUCCAUCCCCAAGAAGUCCUAGUGAUGGAAGUGCUUUGGCUGCAGCAACAAAUGGGGUGAUAUCUCCUUUAGAACAGCAGGUACUGGGCCCGGAAUCUGCUGCAGCGACCUCGGGAAACUUUUUCGAAACCUUAACUUCCUCUGAAUUGUACAAGAGCACACAGGUUCGAGAUAUCUCGGGAUCUUUCCGUUGGGCCCCGUUUCUAGCUUUGCAAACGUCGAAUUCCUUCUUGACCAUGCUCUUACUGUUAUCAAAGUACAAAAUGAAGAGCAUACCAGUGGUGGACUUGGGGGAAGGAAAGAUUGAGAACAUCAUCACACAAUCAGCUGUGAUUCACAUGUUAGCCGAAUGUGCAGGGCUUCAAUGGUUUGAAAGAUGGGGAACAAAGACACUUUCCGAGCUCGGUCUUCCAAUGAUGUCACCGGCUUCUAUUGUCAAGGUCUAUGAGGACGAGCCCGUUCUACAAGCAUUCAAACUUAUGAGGAAGAAGAGGGUUGGAGGUAUACCUGUUAUUGAAAGGGGCGGUAAGGCGGUAGGCAACAUUAGUUUAAGAGAUAUUCAUUUCUUGCUCACUGCACCAGAAAUCUACCACGAUUACAGAUCGAUAACGGCAAAAAACUUUCUGACUGCGGUUAGAAACUACUUAGAAAAGCAUGAAGAGUUCUCUCCAAUGCUGAGCAACAUGAUUACUUGCAAGAAAGACGAUACAAUAAAGGAUCUGAUUUUAAUGCUCGACUCCAAGAAGAUCCAUCGUGUGUAUGUCGUCGACAAUGAUGGUAAUCUGGAAGGAGUUAUCACCCUUAGGGACAUCAUCUCGAGGUUAGUUCAUGAGCCCCGUGGUUACUUUGGCGAUUUCUUCGACGGUGUUCUGCCAUUGCCUCAGAAUAGCCGGGUUUGAAAGUGAAAUGGUAGCCUGCAACAUGAUGUUGUGGUCAAUUUACUUAGGAUUAACAUUUUGGCCCUCUUUAUUUAGUUUUGUGUUCGGUGUGUUCGCUGUCCUUGAUCUUUGAUGGCUUGUCGGAUGGAUUGAACGUGCAGAUUGUUAAUAUAGUCAACUUAUAACCUGUAAUUAGUUCUCUUCUGUGUUUGCCACAUUUUGGUAAAUUUUUUGUUUGGCUUUAAUCA